Molecule: messenger RNA, 320 nt
Organism: Dentiscutata heterogama
Lineage: Eukaryota; Fungi; Glomeromycota; Glomeromycetes; Diversisporales; Gigasporaceae
Source: the annotation of a GenBank genome assembly
UUCAAAAAACAUAUGGAAUAUCCAAAACAGGAAAAAAUAGAGGAUUAGUUGCAAGAGAAAAACAAUCAAUUAAAAGAGCGGUAAAAGAAAAAGUAAAAACUAAUCAAACAAUAACAAAUACUACUCAUUCACAAAUUAAAAAUCAAUUUAAAAAACCUAGAAUUGAAGCUGAUUUAUCUGAAACUUCUAGAGUAAAUUUAGAUAAAGAGCGUGAAUUAGCUAUUGAAGAAAGAAAACUUAAACUUGAAAGAGAAAGACUUGAAUUAAUGAAAUUACGUAGAGAACUUAGUUUAAGUGGACUUGAUGAUGAUAAAAUUUAA